AUGGCGCCGUACAUGAAGUUUAUGUGGUUGAUUUUAUUGAUGUUUUUUCGUGUUAUUUUUUGUUGGAAUUCCGAAGAUUUUGAGUUAUUUGAUUUAGUUGAAGAAGUUAAUACUAAUUUUUACGAAUUGCUUAAAUUAGAUCAGAUAGUGGCUGUUUCGGAAGUUUUAAAAGAUGAAGAGAAACGUAAAAGAUAUGAUCUCAUAUUACAGAAUGGUCUUCCAGAUUGGCGUCAACCUGUUUAUUACUACAGAAGGGUCAGAAAGAUGAGUUUGUGGGAGCUGUCAUUUUUUCUGUUUACAUUGAUUACAUUAGGACAGUAUUUAUUAGCAUGGUCAAUAUAUUGGGAGAAAAAAUAUGAAUUGGAAGAAGUUCUAAUAUCAAGAUUCCGGAAGAAGGAAAAAAAAUCACGAAGGAACAAGCAAGGAUUGGGCGAAGAAUCACUAAUAGCCGAACACAUCAAUCAACUUCCAAAACCAAGAUAUCAGGAUCUUCUUCCGAUAAGGCUAGUGUCAUUUUUCUUUUAUUUGAUCAAGAGUGCACCCUUAUUUUAUCAACAAUGGCGAGAGAUCUGGUUAGACAAACCCAAGGAGUUUCAAGCGGAUGAUAGCGAAGACGAUACCGAAAGUAAAUUUUUCUCGAAUUUAUAGAGGUAGAAAUAUCGAAAAAACAAAUUUUCUGUAAGAAUAAUUAAGUUUAAUCAUUUAUAAGUUAAAAAUAUGCAUUAACAGAAUUUAAAAGUGAAUAAAUUCUUUUGGAUGAGGGCGAAUUACCUGUUUUUGUGGGGCGGUAGACGUUCGGAUGAGCCGGCACGACCCAAACCUAUAGAUGCCAGUGAUUGUGAAAGUGGUAUGUCAAAAAUGGGAAAAUAUUGAAUUUAUUUCACAAACUAUUUGUAAAACUUUACAAUAACAUAAAAAAAUCUAUUUUCCAAGAACUGUA
Centruroides sculpturatus (bark scorpion) is the source of this 940-nucleotide messenger RNA. RefSeq names its product dnaJ homolog subfamily C member 1-like. The record is from RefSeq and is a predicted model, not a curated record. NCBI's taxonomy places the organism in Eukaryota, Metazoa, Arthropoda, Arachnida, Scorpiones, Buthidae. Gene Ontology annotation, cellular component: endomembrane system. The transcript has 5 exons. The coding region runs from base 1 to 648 and encodes 215 amino acids.